Saccharomycodes ludwigii is the source of this 1581-nucleotide messenger RNA. It is a transcript of the gene LAS1, whose product is annotated as rRNA-processing protein LAS1. Gene Ontology annotation, biological process: maturation of 5.8S rRNA; maturation of LSU-rRNA. The transcript has a single exon. Gene Ontology annotation, molecular function: endonuclease activity. Gene Ontology annotation, cellular component: preribosome, large subunit precursor; Las1 complex. The coding region runs from base 1 to 1581 and encodes 526 amino acids. The record is from RefSeq and is a predicted model, not a curated record. NCBI's taxonomy places the organism in Eukaryota, Fungi, Ascomycota, Saccharomycetes, Saccharomycodales, Saccharomycodaceae.
AUGAAAAAUAAAUUUAAAGCUAGAUUGAUUGCAUGGUAUAAUGAAGAGGAUGAUUGGGAACUUUUAAAAUCAAGUUUAUAUUCCAAAAAAAUUGAUGAAAUAGAACUUGCAAUUAAAAAAUUACAAUUGUAUAAAGCAUUAAAACCAUCUUUGUUGCCACACGCUAUAGAUAUGACUGCUUGUUUAAGAGAGGCACAAAUAUUUGAUUACAAUCAUACACAUUAUGCCUUUAACACAAAUAUGGAGAAAAAUUUACCGACUACUGGAAAGGUUUCAGAUUCUUCUACUAGCUUAACCACAAGUAACAUAAUUAAACAUAAUUAUUCCAUAAUCUUGAUCAGAUUUGUUAAUGGUUUGCUAGAUCCAAUACAAAAAUCUAAAUUUGCCAUUCCAUUGCUACAAUUAGCAGCAGAGUUAAAAUUGCCUACGUGGUUUGUUGAAUUAAGACAUCAAUCCACACAUGAGAGGAAUUUACCUAGCCUGGAGAUUUUAAGAUUUGCCUGUGAACAAUCGAUUUUCUGGUUAUGGAACAAUUAUUGGAAUACUGUACCAGGUCAAAAAGUGGGUAAUUUGGUAAGUGCUUUAAAUGAUGAUGAUGAUGAUGAUGACGACGACGACGACGAUGAUGAUAGUGACGGAGACAAGACCACGGAGAAUGAAUGGAAUCAAAAAUUUCGGGAAAUAGUCAAUUUGUAUAAAGAUAUCUAUCCAUGGUUGAACAAUAUUGAGAAUAAAAAAUAUUGGGACGCAAACUUUAGUAAAGGCAUCAAACAAUCCAAAUUUACUGAGAUUACUGAUGGUAAAAGUGAUAACAACCGUUCAACUGAUAAAAUAGUAGAUUUAAAAUUGAGUAAAUUAGACCAAUUAAUCAGGAAUAUAAAACAAUUAUGGAAUAAAUAUACUAAUAAACGCCCAACUUUUAUUGAGUUAUUAUUUAGUGAAUUGCUGGAUGAAAAUGAUGGUAUAUUACUAAGAAUAUGCUACCAAAAAUUAAACAACUUUGACGUUCAUUAUUUUGAUGGUAUUAUGAAUUAUAGCAACAACAAUGACGACACAUGUAAUAAAUUCAUUAAUAUGAUUGAUUGUGAACAAUUUAUAAAUCAAUAUAAUAGAACCUGGCGAAGUAAAGUCCAAAAUAGCGUACAUUGUAUUAAGAAUGACACUGCGUUGAUGUUGUUUGAAAAGAUUAAGGGGAGACUGCCAAGAAACAUGGUUAGAAGUUAUCAGAGAAAAUCACGUGGAAACGAUAAAAACUAUAGAUUCACUAACUACAUUAAUUUUAUAGGAGAUCUAGAUUCUUACAGAGUCGAAACCAAUACGGAAUCUUCCACCACUUUGAUCGAAAAAAAAAGAACAUCAGACAAGGUGGAAGAUAGGGAAAAAGUGGCAGAAGAAGUCCAAAGCAGCCAGAUAGCGAAAAAAUUGGACUCUGUAGAAAACAUACUGGCGGAUAUCAAUAAAUUAAAGAAGCAAAAGGUUGAGUUAAGGGAUGAUGAAAAUAACAAUAAUGACAUUGUUACUACCUUAUAUAGAUGGGAACCUGCACAAGACUGGGAACCUAGACCGAUUGGGAUUUUAUAA